Molecule: messenger RNA, 1041 nt
Organism: Fonsecaea multimorphosa CBS 102226
Lineage: Eukaryota; Fungi; Ascomycota; Eurotiomycetes; Chaetothyriales; Herpotrichiellaceae
Exons: 1
Coding region: 1-1041 (346 amino acids)
Source: RefSeq, a predicted model, not a curated record
AUGUCGCAGAUCACAGUGUUGGGCUUCUCGCCUUCGCGGGCAGCUGAUCAAGGAGUCAUUGGUAUUCAUUGGGCAAUCCUGCUCACCCCAGCAACCGAAGCCCAACUGCAGCAGCAGAAGGAGCAGCAGCAGCAGCAGCCGGCGGCAUCCAGACCCAAAGCCAUGUCUUUCUUCUCGGGUUCGCGGCUGCUGGCGAAGACGGGCAGCAAUGCCGCUCCUCCGCUCGAGACGAUUCUCUUUGACAUGCACAAUCACCAGCUCCGCCAGCAGGCGUAUCCGGUCCCCGUCAAGGUCGGAGCGGAUGACGCCGAGCAUUCAACAGAAACAGACGUUGCGGCACAAACUCCUCAGGUGACGACGACAGACAUCAGUUCGGACAUUCACAACCGACCAUUCCGUCUGUGUCUCCGGAUGCUGCUGAGCACGCAUUCUCUGCCCGUCACCAAGCUCGCGUCCAAAGUCUCGACCUUGCUCUACCGGACACCGACCUACGGGCCCGAAGACGACUGGCUCCUUGCUGCGCUCGACAUGCUGGUGGGAGCCGGCAUCCUCGAGCCGGCCCAGAACUUCGAUUCGGAUGGUGUCCUGGCGUUCGCGGGAGACGCUGUCAAGGAGUACCUCUCCCAGAUCGAGCAAGGGCACCAGCGGGAGCAGGAAGUGCUGGAGCUGGACUACCUCAGCCACGUGAGGAGCAUGGAGCAAGUCAAAGCCAUGUUUGGGCAGCAACGACAACAAGUGGCGACGCCCCCUUACACGCCUUCGCAGUCGCCGUCACCUCCAGCGCGCUCGCCCGUACCCGAGGCCGAGAGGAGGGGGUCCGGCACGAAAUCCCUCUUCCACCAUCACCACUCUUCGAAGCCCCCCAAGUCAUCGUCGUCGACCAGCCCGACCGACGUGGUGUACAAGGCUCACAAGUUUCUUGGUCUGCGCAUCUCGCCAUCGCCGUCGUCGUACGCGCCGCGGCACCGAUGGGCAGCCGGUGAAGGUAUGAAGCGUGCCUAUUUCGAGCGGCAGGAUGAUCCGUACGGCGGGCUGAUGUGA